AUCAUAUUCUGAUAUAAUGAAUUAACUAUAAUGAGAAAUUACUUAUGUCAUUGUUUGAGAGUUGAUUUGAAAUGGGUUUAGGUACGAGUUAUCUUCAUGUAGAAGAGGAAGCCAAGAAAUCAAAACAAAGAUGGCAGGUGCUUACGAGAAAGCCCCAGGAGAUCACAGACGCAAAUGGGACCGAGACGAAUAUGAACGUUUGGCACAGGAAAGACUGGAGGAGGAACAGCUAAAGCUGCUUGAAAAAGAGCUCAGGGAACCACACCAGAAAAGAGAACUUUUGAAACCAAGAGAGUACAAGGUUGAUUUGGAUUCCAAACUAGGAAAGUCACAAGUCAUAACAAAAACAACUCCUGCCUCUCAACAAGGGGGGUAUUACUGCAAUGUCUGUGAUUGUGUUGUCAAAGAUUCUAUCAAUUUUCUCAUCUGUAGGUAUUACUGCAAUGUCUGUGAUUGUGUUGUCAAAGAUUCUAUCAAUUUUCUGGAUCACAUUAAUGGUAAAAAACAUCAAAGAAAUUUGGGGAUGUCCAUGAAAAUUGAGAGAUCAUCAUUAGAUCAAGUAAAGAAGAGGUUUGAAAUAAACAAAAAGAAAAUGGAAGAGAAAAAGAAAGAGUACGACUUUGAGGAAAGAUUAAAGGAGUUAAAAGAAGAGGAGGAAAAACAGAAAGCAUACAAAAAAGAGAAAAGGAAAGAGCGAAAACGUAAAGCUGACCCGGACUCUUCUGAUGGUCCAUCAGAUAUGGCAGCAGUCAUGGGGUUUUCAGGAUUUGGGACUUCCAAAAAGUGACACAGAAUUAAAUGUUUACACUGUUCAAUAGACUCUUGUCACCACAAUAGAGAUGGAUUUACAACUUUAUAACAGACAUUCACACACGGAUGUUAAUUAAAAACUUUUCAUUUUGUUAAAUUAUACAUUUAAAAAAACUAUCUUAAGGAGGUACUCUACAUUGUCAUAAUGGCUGACUUCCUUCUAAAACAUGGUGGAAAAUAUGAAUAUCAGCAAUAUUUGUCAAUUCAUUUUAAAAAUUCAUACCUAGCUGAAUAGCUCAGUAGGUUAGCAUGUCAUCUGCUGAACUGUAGAUCGCGUGUUCAAGUCCAGCAGGGUUUUUUUUUUAUUUUUCUCAGAUUGCUUUCAACUAAAACUGUAUUUUUUGACUAAAUAAAGUAAAUUUGAAAAUUUUCAAUUUCAAAAUAUUGUACAUAUUUUCCACUUUUCAUCCAUAUGAAAUUUCCCUGGUGUAGCAUAGCUCCUUAAGUAUAGUUCAUAUUCAAAUCAUCAUUUAAGUGUUUUACAUUUGAUCCAUUAAUUUAGCAAGGAUUUGUGCAUUUUUAAUCCCCUCUCCCUUCAAAUCUGUUAAUAUUGCAUUGGUUUUUUUUUUAUUUUCAAUUUGUUUGUAAAUACUGUGAAAGUAAAGUUUUUGUAAGAUAAUAAACAAUUCAAGGUUUUAAAA
Ostrea edulis (European flat oyster) is the source of this 1451-nucleotide messenger RNA. Its product is annotated as zinc finger matrin-type protein 2-like. The record is from RefSeq and is a predicted model, not a curated record. The transcript has 6 exons. Gene Ontology annotation, cellular component: spliceosomal complex; U4/U6 x U5 tri-snRNP complex. Gene Ontology annotation, biological process: mRNA splicing, via spliceosome. Bases 131 to 787 code for a protein of 218 amino acids. Gene Ontology annotation, molecular function: nucleic acid binding; zinc ion binding. NCBI's taxonomy places the organism in Eukaryota, Metazoa, Mollusca, Bivalvia, Ostreida, Ostreidae.